AUGUCCGGCCCUCACAACCUCCAUAAUGCGCUCCUGCGCCCUCCCAUCAUCCAAAUCCUUCGCGCAGCAGGCUACCAUGCGUCACGACCGUCAGUUCUCGACACCCUCGCAGACCUCACAAUCCGCUAUCUUCUUCUCCUCGGCUCAUCCGCUGCCGAACACGCCGCAAACAGUCACCCAGACGACCCCGUUCCAACCUUGCAAGACAUCCAACUCGCACUUCAAGACGCAGGCGCUCUACGACCACAAAUCAAAGACUUUGAAGAAGACUGGCGAGGUGAAGAAGAUCUCCGCGGUCUUGAGGCAUUCACGUCAUGGUUUACAGGGCCCGUCAACUCCGAAAUUCGACGAAUAGCUGGAUAUGUACCUAGUGAAGGCGAUGUUGUGGAUGCCGAUAUGCUCGAGAAGGAGGAUUAUCUGACAGCGUUGAAGAAGAAACAUAGCAAAACUGGGGAGGAGUCUAGGUAUGCGGGCACGGUGUUGGGUAAAGACGCGGAGGAGCAUCCUAUCGUUAUUGAGGGAGGAUCUGCGAGUAGCAUUGGAGAAUGGGCCUCGCAGGUGAAGACGCGAGAACCGUUUGAUGAUUCGUCGUCGUCGGCUAUCAGCAGUGUUCCAAGCAGUCUUUCGAGUGGAGAGUGA
Messenger RNA from Talaromyces amestolkiae, 639 nucleotides. RefSeq lists its product as uncharacterized. Bases 1 to 639 code for a protein of 212 amino acids. The transcript has a single exon. NCBI's taxonomy places the organism in Eukaryota, Fungi, Ascomycota, Eurotiomycetes, Eurotiales, Trichocomaceae. Gene Ontology annotation, molecular function: protein heterodimerization activity. The record is from RefSeq and is a predicted model, not a curated record.